Molecule: messenger RNA, 1797 nt
Organism: Trypanosoma brucei brucei TREU927
Lineage: Eukaryota; Euglenozoa; Kinetoplastea; Trypanosomatida; Trypanosomatidae
Exons: 1
Coding region: 1-1797 (598 amino acids)
Biological process (GO): dolichol-linked oligosaccharide biosynthetic process; glycolipid translocation
Cellular component (GO): endoplasmic reticulum membrane
Source: RefSeq, a predicted model, not a curated record
AUGGACUUCAAACGACAGCUGGCCUCUGCGUUGGUGCUGAACGUGGUGCUAAAGGUUUUCACCUUCCUUCUAACUGCUGGCGUCACACGACAACUUGCACCAAAUGAAAACGGCGUCAAUUUCUCUUUUCAAUUGUACUUCAAUACCGUGCUUUUUCUCGCAAGAGAGUCGGUGCGUAGUGUAAACGCACGACACAAUCUGCGUGAAAAGUCAGGAAGUGGUGGGGCAGCUCUAAAAGUAAUGAACUGUGCGGCUAUUUCGCUUCCUCUCGGCCUCCUAGUGGUCCUCGUGCUGGAGCUCCUACACGGUUUCCGCAUUACACUGUUUCCCUCUUUGGCUGCCCUUGCGAACGUUGGGAGUGUGUCUGCUGCAUCUGCAGAGGCACAAGGCCCCGGGAUGGACGGGGGCACAUUGGGGUUACCUGAGGUGGUACAGGUGAUAAGUGUCAUUGCCGCGCUGUCUAUUGAACCUUGCUUAGCCGUUGCUCAGUCACUUGAUAAUGUUCGGACAGUUGUCACCUCGGAGUUUUGGGCGUUACUGGCGCGACUUACAGCAACAAUUUCAAUUUUGUGGUGGUAUGGUUCCUUAAGUGGGCAUCCGUGGAUAACGCGAAUGUGUUUUUCAGUUGCGAAUCUCUCCGAUGCUUUGGCCACAGUGGCGUACUUUCUUUGCCUAUGGAAUGCUCCUAACCAAGAAAGGGGUCGCAAAGCCGCCGGUGGUGGUGGUUGUGAGGGGGACGAAGAUGGUGAGGCGGCCACAUCCAUGUACCAGGUGCGAGUCAUUGCGGCGCGUGUCUUAUGGGGAGAUACGGUCCAGACGAAAACGAGUGCGCGGUCGCACCCAUUGCGUGAAUGCCUACCUUGGUGUUAUCUUUCCCUUCAUUCGAUGCAUGAUGUGUUGCUGCGUGAGUUCCGCCUGUUUCUUCAAUUUUUUCGAGAAAGUUGCCUGCGACUUCUACUGACUGAGGGAGAGCACUUUGCCCUCGCUGCAAUGGGCUCGGCCGCAGCUGUAGGCCAAUACAGUGUUGUCACAAAUUUGGGCUCACUUAUCGUCCGCCUUGUUUUCCGGGUGUGGGAGACGGCUUGCUUUGCCAGGUGGAGCCGAGACAUUGCUGCUGGUCGCAUGGCUGAUGCCUCGGUGCUCCUGUUUGUUAUGCUUCGUGUGUCGCUGUACUUUGGCGCUGUUGCAAUACUUCUGGGGCCACCACUGGCGGAACUGGUUCUUCUUCGACUUUUCACGCGGCGUUGGGCCACGGCAGAAACUGUUCGGGCGUUACAGUUGUACUGCUACCAGCUCCCCCUGAUGGGUUGGUACGGCUUGCUCGAUGCCUUUGUAAGGGCCACAGCGUCUCCGCGAGUACUACGAUUAGCACAACAGGUACUGGUCGUUCAGGCAGCAGUAUACGUUGCGUUUUGCUUUGCGGCGUUGCGACUGCAUUGGGUCGGCGAUCCAGUGGCAGGGCUUAUCGUUGCCAACGGUAUCAGUACCGGAUUGCGCUGCGCCACAUCUCUCUGGAUGAUUAUCAAAACCCCCGGGAGACCUCAGCAAGAAAGUCGUCGUUUCGAAGUACAAUUGCGGGACUUUUCAGCGGUAUUCGACUCGCGAAUUGCAACUGUUUGGUUUCUUCUUUUUGGGUGUACGAGGAUGCUCCUGCCGUUCAUCUCUUUGACGACCUCGGGUGUGGUUAGUGUUGUAUUGUUUUUUCCACUCUUUGCCGCAUCCGUCCUUCGAUGGGAUCCCGAAACCCGCGUCGUGGUGAAGGCGCUGGUUCUCAGCUCAAAAAGAAGCGGCGAGUAG